Molecule: messenger RNA, 830 nt
Organism: Mytilus trossulus (common blue mussel)
Lineage: Eukaryota; Metazoa; Mollusca; Bivalvia; Mytilida; Mytilidae
Product: GTPase IMAP family member 4-like
Exons: 3
Coding region: 59-817 (252 amino acids)
Molecular function (GO): GTP binding
Source: RefSeq, a predicted model, not a curated record
UAUAUCUAUUAUCUGAUAUAUACUAUUAUAAGGACGUGCGAGGUAUUUGCCUUUUUGCAUGAUGUUUUAUAUUGGUAAACAAGUAUUCCUAGCUGUUAUUUUCACCAUGUAUUUUACAGAAGAUGCAGCCAUAGAAAAUGAAUUUCGCAUUUUAUUGAUUGGAAAAACAGGAGCAGGAAAAAGUACUACCGGAAACAGUCUUUUAGGAAGAGAAGUAUUCACUGCGGAUGUAUCGGACGAAUCCGUUACUAAAUAUACCACGUCUGCAAGGGGAACUUGCAAUGGUCGCCAUAUUGUUGUUUUUGAUACGCCAGGUUUCUUUGAUACUGAAGACGAUAAUGCAGUUAUACUGCAGGAAAUAUCUAAAGCAUUGACAUUUCCCGGCAUGCAUGCCAUCAUAUUUAUUCUUCAAAUAGGACGAAUGACUGCCGAAGAACAAAACACGAUAGAAAUAUUUAUGGACUACUUCGGAGAUGAAGUCAGCGAUUUUGUAAGUGUUGUCUUUACAAAUAAGGAUAGACUCCAAAAUGCCAAUACAAAUAUAAAAGAUUUUGUCGAAAACAAAGUAAAAAAAGACUCUCCUUUGGGUGCACUUCUACAGAAAAUAGACAAUCGUUACAUCUCACUCGGACUACAAAACACUGAACAAGACGUUUACAUGAUAAUCGAAAAUGUAUAUAAUACUGUUAGAAAUAAUGGAGGGAGGUUUUAUACACAUGAAAUGUACACGGAUGCUGGAAACAGACAACACGAAAGAGAACAGAUCUGGAUCAGAAAAGAAAAGAGGAAGAGAGGAACAAAAAAAAGCAAGAAAUAAUUGCUAAGGAAUA